UCAACUAACGCUUUUCAAUCCUCUGCGUCCCCCACACCAAACCUAAAAAUUCAAACUCCAUUGCUGCAUCGUGUCUUAAUCUAACCAGGGCGUGUUGAUCUCUACUCAUUCGAAUCUCCGUACUCGUGGACCUAGACAAAGAAUCCAAUUCUACAUGUCCCGUUGCCCAAACAAACCCUGGUCUAUCUCACUAGUCCUUGGGUUUAUCCACCACACGUAUUCCGUCACACCACCCGAACCAGUUCAUCGAUGCCACGAGGUAGGGGGGGAGGCGCUCCCACUCCAACCACGCACCUCAAUUUCGUCUCUUUUGGGUUUAGCCUCUUUGAAAUUCCCAAUGCUCUUCUAGUACCUGCUGGUACUUAUUUAACUUCAGAGGAGGAAGGCUAGAUCCUCCUCACACCCCAAGCAAUGUCACCAACGAAAUACGGCCUCCCCUUCUUCCUCGAAGACAAGAGCGGCAAGCUCUCCGGAUCCGAGUUCAUCGACAUCCACGAAAGGAUGCGAUUCAGCUACCGUUGCACCGCGCGGGACGCUACGCAUACCGCGUAUAUGAUCUUCAACCCCAAUGCUUCCCGCCGCGCUAUCGUCGCUUUGGACUUCGGACCACGGAACGCGCUGGGGACUAUCAGCUUGGGUGGGGUGAGCAUUCCGAUGAACAAGUAUCUUGUCAGGGUGCCUGGUCGCGCGAGGGCACGCAAGUUCGUAGCAUCGGAUUCGCAAGAGUACAUCUGGAGCUGGAGGACAAAGGAUAACCAAGAAUGGACCUGUACGAACGCAAAAGGAUACCUUGUCGCGUACUACAGCCUCAAAGUCCCCGGUGAACCGCCCUACCACGGCUCCUCCGGGUGUUCGUUGACCGUCGACGAGGCCUACGGGCAUCUAGCUGCUGAAUGCCUAGCGUCAUUGAUGAUCAUGCGGCAUAUCGCUGAAUUUAACCUCUAAUGAAUCUGAUUGCCUCGAGUACUAGCAUGUGGUGUAUUUUUAUCGUAUAUGUGGUUUCUACUUCUUCUUUUACUGUACUCGUAUUACUACUACUAGUUGGAUCGGACUUUGUUAUCGUUUGUAAUGUUCUAAUAGGCAAGGUAUUAAUAUUUACUCGUAAGGGGAUCGCGGGGAAGAAGGUUUGAACGAUAUUGACGGCUUCAUUCAAAAGCAAAGGGUUCAGUCAGGUGAGAACACAGAGGAAAGAAAAGUGCGGCUGUCUAGAUGUCAACAAGUCGACGUACUCCUGGUAAGCCGGGCAAAAAAGCAGCGAAAUUUGUGCAUAAUG
Desarmillaria tabescens is the source of this 1273-nucleotide messenger RNA. RefSeq lists its product as uncharacterized. The coding region runs from base 412 to 945 and encodes 177 amino acids. The transcript has 4 exons. NCBI's taxonomy places the organism in Eukaryota, Fungi, Basidiomycota, Agaricomycetes, Agaricales, Physalacriaceae. The record is from RefSeq and is a predicted model, not a curated record.